This is a messenger RNA of Notothenia coriiceps (black rockcod), 1332 nucleotides long. It is a transcript of the gene lrrc18a, whose product is annotated as leucine rich repeat containing 18a. Bases 382 to 1185 code for a protein of 267 amino acids. Lineage: Eukaryota; Metazoa; Chordata; Actinopteri; Perciformes; Nototheniidae. Gene Ontology annotation, molecular function: protein binding. Gene Ontology annotation, cellular component: cytoplasm. The transcript has 4 exons. The record is from RefSeq and is a predicted model, not a curated record.
AGUGAGUGAAACUGAGACCGUGUGUACCCAGCUGUAGGAUUAGUUAUGGGACGGAGGUGAGCUACACUUGGUAGCAUACAUAUAACACGGCAAUAAAGUCCUGGCGCCAAGCACCCCAGUUGCUAAGUAACGCUGUUAAACAAGAGGAACCUUGACUUUCUGUGUUUGGUGUAGGAGUGCGAGGGAAAGGGUGAUAAACACAGACUGUGCAUUCCUGAUCUCUACUCUUGACAUCGGAACAACAUAGGCAAGGACUACCAGGGUGAGGGGCUUUGAGCUGAAUGUCUGGUUUGCAGAAGCUAAAGCGGUUGGCGUGUUUUUAAAACUGAAGACAACUUGAAUCACAUUGAUUAAAGAAAAAAAGAAGAUAAAAUAUGUACCAUGCCCAAAAAGAAGGGAGCCAAAGGGACAAAGCUGACCCUCAAAAUUGCCAAAAAGGCAAUACAGAUGACCCCGGAUGGACGGCACAGACUUACCCUAAGCAACAUGGGUAUAACCAUCUUCCCAAAGUGUCUCUUUAAACUGACCAACUUGGACGAAUUGGACCUCAGCCGCAACUCGAUACAGAAACUACCAGAUAACAUUGGGAGUUGCUCAUCUCUAAGAUUUCUGGAUCUGCACAGCAACAAGCUGGAGGCUUUGCCCAAGUCCAUCGGCAACCUGGCGGGACUGACACACCUCAACCUCUCGAACAACCGCCUGAUCUCUGCAGGUCUCCCCUCCUCUCUGGGAUGUCUCACCAGCCUGAAAAUACUCAACCUGGGGAUGAACCAGCUGGACACCCUCCCUCCCAGCAUGGAGGCUCUAGAUAGUCUGCAAGAGAUAGGUCUGUUUGAUAAUCUUUUCAUUCAUCUACCAGAGUUUGUGAGAGGGCUACGCAACCUCACAAAGCUGAACAUGAAACGCACUCCACUAUCGUAUGUUCAGGGGGAUGGUGAGGAGAUGCAGAAGGAAAACUCAGAACCAGAGGAACAUGUGUAUCUAGUUCAUGAGAGCAGCCUGUGUAGGACAUGCUUUAAGAGAUGUAAAGACCAGGAAGAAGGGCUUAUGAGAGGAGGAGGGGGUGAUGCAUAUGAGGAAAAAAGGACAAGGACUUAUAAAGGACUGCUUGUGCCAAACUCAGUGGCUACAGUCCAUCAGGAUGUGUGGAGGAUAAGAAAAGUGGAACAUAUGCAAAUCAAAUGACAAAACAGCAUCAUUGAACUUCCUCUUAAAUGAAAUGAACCUCACAUUCAGGCAGCUUUAAAAACGUGAAUAGUUGUGCAUAUUAUCUGCAUAGUUGUGCAUACUAUACUACUAUUUUUUGAUGUAUUAACUUCAUUCCUGAAAUAA